AUGGCCUUACUACAGAAUGCUAAAGAAACGACGUACACCAUCUUCUGCGCACCGCAAACCCCGCCUAACUGCGACCUCGCUGUCGAGUUUCCCUUCGUCUUUGCUGAAGGCGAGAACACGCUGCAGUUUCAUGGCACCAAAACGUCAACGCUCAUCGCCGACCUGGGAUGCACACUUAGCGGAACGACAGCUGCGACAUGCUCGGGUUACUCAAGCCUGAGGAGCGGAUACAUUAACGGCAAAUUAACGGGCCCGACCGAAGUAUCGUGGACCUCGACCAUGACCGGCUCGGAGGUACAAUGGGGUGUCCUGACACUGGCUGAGGAGGGUGCUGCGGCGACUCCAGCGCCGACCACCGCGACCGACGACCCGGACUUCGACGACUUCCUCUACACGGACACCAUUUCCUCCUCACUACCCGCCGAGACCAAUCCUAGCGCCGCCUCACGUCUCGGUUUCGGCUGGGCUCUUGCCGCAUCAUUAUGUAGCAUGGCUGCCGUCACUUUGAUGACAUGA
Messenger RNA from Colletotrichum spaethianum, 516 nucleotides. RefSeq lists its product as uncharacterized. The record is from RefSeq and is a predicted model, not a curated record. The coding region runs from base 1 to 516 and encodes 171 amino acids. The transcript has 2 exons. NCBI's taxonomy places the organism in Eukaryota, Fungi, Ascomycota, Sordariomycetes, Glomerellales, Glomerellaceae.